GAAAAAGAGCCUCAAGAAGAAGAAGUGCAUCUUCUUCAACAGGAAGACUCUUUAGUAUUUUCGCUCUCUCCUGCCUCUCACAGGGCUUCUCCUCAUGAUCUACAAGUUCAACCUGAGAGCAGGAGAAGUCAGAGUAGUUAUCAUCUCGAUGGACCUUCCGGUCAGCGUCAGGCUCAGGAGAUUGGUGGAGGACGAGAGCUUCUAAGUCACCAGACGGCGAGUGUUCCUUUCAUCUCUCCCAGUGAUUCAGUGAGCAACCGCAGUAGAGACCAUAGGUGGCAGCGAGUUGCGUUCGCUGACCGAGACGAUCCUUCUGUGCCAUCGAUGCACCUGCAUCCUCCUCAUUUUGACUUCGGCGACUUUUUAGGGACGCCAAGUAGAAUUUUCUCUAAUACUUCUGUUUCUGAAGUGGAUCAUCAUCUUCAGCAGUGUAGUACUACUUCUAGACAGAACCACAACCAGAGCGAUUUCAAUGAUGUUGAUGUUCGAUUCUUGAUGAAACGAGAAGAAGAAGGUAUACAUCUUGAUCUUGAAGACAUGGGGAACCAGCAUCGUCCGCUAGGUGAGAAUUCAUCUAAGAUUCGAGCUACAACAAGAACAGGUGUUGUGAGGGAAUCGUCAUCUCCACAUCAUCAGUCUUCUUCUUUUCUCUUUUAUCAAAGCGACCCAGAGGCUGAAAUACACGUGGCCGCGAAUGAAAAAAUAGGAACGCUGGAAAACGGACGAGUGGAUGCAACAUCAUCAAAUAACGCACAAGUUGUGAUAGAGCAACUAGAGACCAAAAGCGCUUCUCCACCUAGCACACGAUGGGACCCGAGACCAACAUCUUCGCUUCUUCUGGUAGAUGACGACGAGGGAUCACUUUCACUACAGCACCAAGAUGAGCAUAAUUUGCAGGAAGAAGAGCAGUACUCUACUUCUACGCGUUUUGCUUUUCGUCGGCGGUUCCGCGUUACGAAUCACCUGGCUAAAGAAUUCUUCUGUUUCCGCGAAGCAUUGCAAGCGAAAUUUGGACACUGAGGAAGCUUUUCUAACAGUGUACUGGUGAUGGGGGGUGAACAGGGGAGACGAGAUCAUAGUCACACAACUAGUUGUACAUACGAGGAAAUCCCCACACAUCAUAGAAAAAUAACAUUCAACAACAUGAUCAUGAAUAAUUUUCAUCUUUGCUGUAAUUCUUGGACAACUUUGGCACGGUUGCAAUACUAUGCGUUUAAAAUGUACAUCAAGUUGAACAACUCAGCAUAAACACGCACGAGACAUUACAACAUGUCGGACAAGGUCAUUCAUUGUCAUGCGCUUCUUUUGGUGUUGCCCAUUAU
Molecule: messenger RNA, 1322 nt
Organism: Amoebophrya sp. A25
Lineage: Eukaryota; Dinophyceae; Syndiniales; Amoebophryaceae
Source: the annotation of a GenBank genome assembly